CAAAGACGGGAGUAACGAAUCCAUGACCCAAAAAAUAUUCCUUCCAAGAAAUCAAAAACUCGAACGAACGACAAGUCAUUAAAUUUUUGCUUACCCGUGCCCUUCCGUGUCUCUGUUUUUCAAAAAUUUCGAGGGUUUUCCUUCGCUCAGCUCAGUGAUUCAGCAAUUCGUUAUCGAUCCCGCUUCCUCCACUGGCUACGCUUCUCCGAGGAUACACCCUUCGUCGCAUGUUCCGCCUGCCGAAGCUGCCGGCGUCAUUGCCGCCUUGAAAGACAAGAGUAUCGACGAGUUGAGGAAGAUGUUGUCCGACAAGGAUACUUAUCAACAGUUCCUAAAUUCGCUUGAUAUGGUCAAGACUCAAAAUAAUCUGAAAGAUGAACUUUGCAAAGAGAAUUUGCAGCUAGCGGAGGAAAAUCUAAAAAAGGAACCUCGUAUAAUGGAACUCAGGAAUCAAAGUAGCAUUAUUCGGACAACUGAGUUAGCUGCUGCUAAAGAGAAACUAAGCGAGCUUGAGAAACAGAAAGAAGAAAUGCUGAAGAUGAAUUCCCCAGCAUCCCUUAUCCACAGGAUUCAAGAGUCUAUGAAUAAGACAGAUGAGGAAUCUGAAAAUCUACACCAGAAAAUACUCGACAGAGAGAUUGACCUUGCAUCAUUUUUGCAGAAUUACAAGAAGCUACGUAUCGCUUACCACCGUAAAAGUCUCAUACAUCUUGCUGCCAAGACAUCAAAUAUAUGAGCACAACAUAUGGAAUAUGAAAAUUAACUCUUGUCAAAAUUGUAUUCUACUUUGUUACUUUGUUUUCAUUCUUGUCAAUAUAUCUGGAAAUUGAUCAAUGCUGUUUGGCACCAAUUAUAUUAAAUUUAUAGUCGUUUGGAUAGUGCCAUCCGUUACAGAUGGGGAACAUUAUAACAGCUCGCUCUUUUUUUUUCUGUUUU
This is a messenger RNA of Arachis ipaensis, 936 nucleotides long. The record is from RefSeq and is a predicted model, not a curated record. NCBI's taxonomy places the organism in Eukaryota, Viridiplantae, Streptophyta, Magnoliopsida, Fabales, Fabaceae.